This is a messenger RNA of Cuscuta campestris, 3517 nucleotides long. The record is from the annotation of a GenBank genome assembly. NCBI's taxonomy places the organism in Eukaryota, Viridiplantae, Streptophyta, Magnoliopsida, Solanales, Convolvulaceae.
UUCACAAGCACUGGUUUUUAUGGAGUAAUUCAUACCUAAUAAAUGAUAUGGAGUGUAAUAAAUAAAAUUCAUCCUCAUAAAAUUAUUUCUUCACAGAUUUCAUCGCAAGGCCGAUCGAGAAGCUCACCAUCUCAAAUUUCUUUGCGAAGUCGAGAGAUCCCAAACACGCUAUGCUAAUUAUUUCAGAUUUGCCUAAUUUUUGGUAUGUUGGCAGCAUGGUAUUGAUUACCUAUCUUUCGUUUCAAGAUUGAAGCUAGAAAAUCCUUCUUUAAUCCUAAUUAUUUACUCCCUCCGUCCCUGAAUGGAUUACAAUUUUUUUUCUCUCUUCUCUUGAUAACUUUUGUUUGUUUACGCGAUUUUAUUAAGUAUUUGAUAAAAUAAAAUAUUCUUGUCACCUCUUGUUUUGUAGAACUUUUGACGUAGUUUUUUAAUAUAUUCGAUGUUGUAUUUUCAAUUUUAAAUAUUUUAAUAGUCUAGCUAUUUAUAAUUGGUGUUGGAAGCUAGGAUGAGACACUGUCUGCAGCUUUGUUUUCUGGUAUGUCAAGUGUUUCCCUAUCAAUUUCUUUGUGAUUUCAUUCUUGUGGUAAUUAUGAAUCAAUCCGAGCAUCAUAUUCUUGAGGUGAUUUUCAUUCAAUUCAUUAAUUUUGGGAGCUUUUUGCCAAAUGAUAGAUGAAAAUGCUUCAAAAUUAUUUGCAUUUAACCAGAUGAAAAUGCUUCAAAAUGAGUUGCAUUUAACAAAAAAACAAUUUAGCAAACAUGAUCAAAAGCCUCUUCAAUACUUAGGAGGAAGUUGUUUUCUUUUUUUCACAGUAAAAUGAGGGAUAUCCUUUGUUUUUAUCCAUUUUGACUAAAGAUUGUGUGAUCUGAUACUCAUUUGCAGGAUCAUAGUCCUCGCUUAGAGUGGUUUUUAGAAAUCGUGGCUUCAUUGUAAGAGAAUUAUACACCUUUCCUGGACUUUGUGAGUUUGUCCCCACUUUAAUGGCUCUUGCAACCUAAAAGAGGUACAGAGUAUGAUUUAACCUAACUUUACAAAACUUAUUUUGGGUUACACUCAAAUUCUUUUUAGAUUGUAAGUUAUAUCUAUUUUUUGCGCAUAAUUCAUUGUAAAUGGUGGAAGUAUUAUGCAUUCUGAUUGAUUACAUCUCAACCAUUUGGCACCACUAAGUUUAUCAUUCCUUGAACUAUUCUUACCCCAUAUGUUUUACUCCCUCCGUCCCAAAAAACUUUUCUCUUUUCUUUUUUCAUCCGUUCCAAAAAAUACUUCUCAUUUCUAUUAAAAAGUUACUUUUAUCCUUACUUUUUCAUAUCCUACCUAUCACAUCAUACCUUUUUACUAAUAAUCUACCCAUCAAAUCAUACUUUUAUUCAUCACAUCAAAUGACAUUUUUGAAAAUUCAAUACCAAAAUACACAUCCCUUAAAUCCCUCUUCAAAAUCAACAUUUGCUUUAGCUAAUUUAAGAAGCCACACUCCAUUGAGGUUUCAACUGCUUUCUUUUAAUUAUUUUAUCACCACUUGAAAAUAGAUCUAUUCUAACUUUGGUCGCUACAAACUACAAGUUUCAUUUGGAAGUAUUUGAAAUGGGAUACUGGUUGUAGUACGUAUCUUUACUUACUACCCACCCAAGAGAAUUUGUUCUUUAUGACAACUAUUGGAAUGUUUAUAGAGAAGAAUUAUUAUUGUGGAUGAUUUUAUGCAGCCUUUUUGAAUCCAUAACUCCUAAUGGAUCGAUGCUUACAGUGAUGACGAAGGAGUGUUAAUAAAUUGCCAGGGAGAUGCACAUUUUUACUGUAAAAAAGAGGAGAGUUUAUAGAAAAGAGGCCAGGAAGCUAAGGAACUCAUGUGAUAGAAGAUAUAUUGUGCUAAUACCAUGCAGUUAAUAAUGUAGGCCUUAUAUUUUUCUUUCGUUCAAAUGCACAAGGAUUGAGCUAUAUGUGCCCCAAUAUUUAUACCUCAAUUUGUACCCCGCAGUUGAUUCUGCAACUCCCUGGUCCCUGAAAUAAAUUUACCUACCCUCCGCCCAAUACAAGAAGGCCUCAAGACUCAAAUUCCCCUCUGAAUCUCUUACCAUUUCUCUACAUCCUUCUCCUGCAUUUGCUCUCUCUCUCCCUCUCUCUCUCUCUCUCCUUUUCUUCAUCUUCUUUGCCAAGUUUGUUGUCUUCAUGAUGAGCAGUGGAAGAGGCAGGUUACCAUUCACUGCAAACCAGUGGCAAGAACUUGAACACCAAGCUCUUAUAUACAAAUACAUGGUAUCUGGCAUGCCUGUCCCUCCUGACCUUCUCUACUCCAUCAGAAGAAGUCUAGAUUCUUCUCUCUCCUCCAAGCUCCUCCUCCACCAACCUCCUCAAUUGGGGUGGAGCUGUUUCCAGAUGGGGUUUGGAAAGAAGAUUGACCCAGAGCCAGGGAGGUGCAGAAGAACAGAUGGGAAGAAAUGGAGGUGCUCAAAGGAGGCCUACCCAGAUUCCAAGUACUGUGAGAGGCACAUGCACAGAGGCAGAAACCGUUCAAGAAAGCCUGUGGAAGUUCUGAGUACAGUGACAUCAACACCAUCCCAAACACCCCCUAAUUCCAUUCCCUAUUCAUCAUCAUCUUCUUCUUCUUCAUCAAUGAAUAAAAACACAUGUACCCCUUUGCUCUAUACCCAUUCGUCCUCUUCAAGGCCUCAUGCCAUUGCUUUGUCUUCUCAUGGGGACCACACAACCAAUUUCCUCCUAGACUCUGGUCCUUAUUCUAGAAAUGGAUAUGGUCAUGUCAUUAAGGAGGAAGUGGUGGAUGAGCAUGUGUUUUUCUCAGAGGCUUCUGGGAGCAUAAGAAGCACAACUGGUUCAAACUCAGUAGAUGAAGACACAACUUGGCAGCUUGCUCCACUUACAAUGGCAUCUUCAUCACCCUUAGGGCAGUUGAAAGAGAGGGACUAUUGUGUUUCUCAUGAUGGGUACUCCUACCUGCAGCUUAAUGAGGCCUCCAGACAUCAUCAGAGACAAGAAGAUGAUUACUAUGGUCUGGGGAGCAAAGAUGAUCAUCAGCCCAAGAAAGUGAUGCACCAUUUCUUUGAUGAAUGGCCCAAAGAAAACAAAGAUUCUUGGCUUGAUUCUGGGGAUAAAUUCUCCACCCAUGGGUCCCACCUCUCCAUCUCUGUCCCAAACUCAUCUCAUGACUUCUUCAUGACCCACAAUGAAAAGUGAGGAAGGUACAGUGGGGUGGCUUUGUGUCUCUGAAGCAAAGGCCAAAAGAGUGAUCAAGGGAAAUGGUUGUGGGGGCACUGCCUUUACUGGUCUCUUGCUCUCAGUAAACAUGUGUACUGCUCAAUAGCUUGCUUGUGUAAUUUAUAUGGUAGUACUUGAAUUAGAAGUUUGUGUGUGUGUGGAGGAGCAGUGGGAAAUGUCUGACCACUGGCCAAUUCCACAUGUGUUUUGGCCUUUUCUGUUCCACUUUCUUCUUAAUCCCCCAUUCCAACAUUUUCAUGUUUUUUUUAAGUAUUAUUGUUAUGUUUGGAAGGCUCUUCUUGAUGUGUGGCU